Funneliformis mosseae is the source of this 185-nucleotide messenger RNA. Lineage: Eukaryota; Fungi; Glomeromycota; Glomeromycetes; Glomerales; Glomeraceae. The record is from the annotation of a GenBank genome assembly.
AUCAAUCAUUUGCAAGAAGUGCUAUUCAAGAAGAGAAGAAACACAUCAGUAAAUUAGUAGAAUCUUUCUUAGAGGCAUUAUUGCUAUCAAAAAUUGUUAGCCUUAGAUUUUUUGCAAAUGAAUGCGAUAUGCGAGGGGUUGCUAGUAUAUGUAAUCUUCUUCAAAAAUCUUCAGAUAAUAUGCAG